AGUUAUUCUAAAUGACACAUGAACUAACGAACGUUGGUGAAUUUGUUUAACAUCUGUCAACCGUCAAAAUGCGAUAAAUGGAGAUGUCUCGUUCACUAAUUGUGUUAAUUUCGCACAUUUUCAACCCAAAAGUUAUGGAUUAGCUACUAAAAUAUGGGUGCAAAUAUUUCCCAAUUGGAACGAGAUAUUGGUUCAGAACAAUUUCCUUGCAACGAGCACUACUUUGGUUUAGUUAAUUUUGGGAAUACAUGUUACAGCAACUCAGUGCUUCAAGCUUUGUAUUUUUGUAAACCAUUUAGAGAUAAAGUUUUAGAAUAUAAAGCAAAGAAUAAAAGGACUAAAGAGACAUUACUUACAUGUCUCGCAGACCUUUUUCACAGUAUAGCCACCCAGAAAAAAAAAGUAGGAUCUAUAGCACCAAAAAAAUUUAUAGCAAGGCUACGAAAAGAAAAAGAGGAAUUUGAUAACUAUAUGCAGCAGGAUGCACAUGAAUUUUUAAAUUUUCUCAUCAACCACAUUAGUGAAAUUAUACUAGCUGAAAGGCAGCAAAACUCAACUACAAAUAAUGUCAAAUCAAAAGCUUCGGGCGAAAAUGGUACUACCCAUAGUCCGCCCGAGCCAACGUGGGUUCAUGAAAUUUUUCAGGGUAUUUUGACCAGUGAGACGAGAUGUUUGAAUUGCGAGAACGUCAGUAGCAAAGACGAAGACUUUUUCGAUUUGCAAGUAGACAUCGAACAGAAUACUAGCAUAACACAUUGCCUGCGGUGUUUCAGUAAUACCGAAACGUUAUGUAGCGAUAACAAGUUCAAAUGUGAUAACUGCAGCAGUUACCAAGAGGCGCAGAAAUGUAUGCGCGUUAAAAAAUUACCUAUGAUACUAGCAUUACACCUCAAAAGGUUCAAAUAUGUCGAACAGUACAAUAGACAUAUUAAAGUUUCUCACAGAGUGGUCUUUCCUUUAGAACUUAGGUUAUUUAAUACGUCUGAUGAUGCACUGAAUCCAGAUAGACUUUAUGAUCUUGUAGCUGUUGUGAUACAUUGUGGUAGCGGACCUAAUAGAGGACAUUAUAUAAGCAUCGUUAAAAGCCACGGGUUUUGGCUACUUUUUGACGAUGAUCAAGUCGAUAAAAUUGACGCUUCUACGAUAGAAGACUUCUACGGCCUGACAGCAGACACCCAAAAAUCAUCCGAAACUGGUUACAUUCUGUUCUACCAAAGCCGAGAAAGCUUAUGAACUCUAAGAGUGCAUCUCGCCUUAUCGGAAAGGGAGGGCGUUUCCUCUCUCUCUAGAAGUACAAAUAACCCCCUCCCUAUCUCAAUAUCUCUGAUAAUUCCAGUUCAGGCCAGUUCCCGGAGUAUAUUUUUAUCACUUUGAAAUGAAACGCUGUUUUCGCCAGUUGUAUAAAUGGUAAUUGGGUGAAAAAAAAUGACCUUGUGUUUCUUUUUAUAUGUUAUACAUAUAUUAAUAUAUAAAUGACAUUAUCUAAUGUCCUGAAGACAAGUGUUUCUCGGAUUUGUCCGAGAAGCACCUCAAGUAAAUUCUGUAUUAUAGAUAGUAGAUGUUACUUAAAUUGUGCCCUGGGCAUUUUUUUCUUGUUUGCUCUCUUCGUUUAUACAAUUGCGCGAUUAAAUAAUGUCGCAUGACUUGAAAUUCUCUAGGAAAUGGUCCUAGCGAAGAUAAAAGAAUUUUUAGAAUAUCGAAACUUCGAAAUGACAACUUUGACACUUUCUAGUCAUUAUUUAUUACGUUCAAUUCAAACUGCGAUGCAAAAAAAUGAAUCUAUGAAUUUUCAAUGCUCAGAAUUUUUGAUUGAUGAUGUUUCGAUAUUGUACGAAUUAUACCCGAAUAAGUGGUAAAAAAAGUUGUAAAAAGAUCCCUAAGUUAUUUAUUAUGUUUUUAUUAUAUUUAUUUUUUUUAAAAAAAGCAAACUUUUGAGUUGUUAUUUAGAACUGUACUGUGAAAGUUGCACUUGUAUAUUUUUUUAUAUUGUUUUUGUAAUUAUUUUUUUAAGGGAGUCUCGGGAUGUUUUAACAUAUUUUUUUCGAGUUUUUUGUACUACAGUAAACUCUAGAUUAUCCGCGAAAUUAUAAAAAAAAAACAAAUUUACACAAAUAAGCAUUUGAUGAGGUAUACAAAUUUAAUUCUUUAGAAAUUAGGUCAAAAUUUUCUUUAUUUAGUAUUGGAUUUUUCAUCACAAAGUGUUGUGCUAUCCUGUAAAUACGGAAUAAGACAUGAACUAAAGUUGCGUCGUGGCUCACUUUCUUUUAUACCUUAUCUUAUCUCCAUUGCUCUUUUCCAAAUUCAUACCUAACUCUUCUUUUACAAUUUGUUUUCAGGUGUUUGAAGUCUGAAAACAUGAAUAGAAACUUUUUUUUUCUUUUCAGAUUCUACCAAAGAUUUUAUAAGAAUGCUGAUUUUUGAACUGACUUCUAGGUAUUGUUUACGUCGUGAAUUUCAUCCAAAUUAUUUAAAAAACAUAAUCUUCCUUUUUGUCAGUAAUUUCGUUCUGUAUUUCUUUCUUAAUUGAAGCAAUUUGGGAGGUAAAAAUUGUUCCAUCUUCCCAAUUUAAUUAUAGCUAUUCUCCCGGUGUCAAUGAAACAGCUUUCUGUGGUAAACUUUGAGAUUCUAAAUGCUCUCUAACUUUAGGAUUGAAUUUCCAACCAUUUCUUAAAUAAAUAAAUUUGGUUCGUCCAUCUUUCAAUUUACAUGGUAGGUUCUCAGCUCAUGUUCCCUCGAAUGAUAUCGUUUAUGAGUUAGUCAUCAUUGUUAGACUUAUACCCCGGAGUUUGAUUUUCUCUUUGAAAGUUGCAAACAUUUCCAGAACAAUUAUGAUUUUAUCAACGUUGUACACUUAUUUGUUAGAAAUUCAAUCAGAUUGAAGAAAUUGUUUAAAAUAAUCUUUUAAAUGUUCAAUAGCUUGAUUUCUCGCCGUAAAGACCAAUUUCUCUCAUGGCGUUUGUUAAAUUUUGUCAGCCAUCCUGCAAAAUUGAUUUUCUUUUGCAUCAAGAAAAGGUCAUUUUGAAAAAGGAAAAUUGGUGAAAGUUAUGAGAAACAAAGAAGGAUAAAGAAGGGGAAGGGGUUGAGAUUAAUAAUUAAAAUUUUAUGAAAUUCAUUCAUUGAAUUGAGAAUUAGAGUAAGAAGAAUUUGGAAUCGCAGUUAAUCGAGAGUUUAAUAUAAAUGAAUUGAUGUUAACUUAAUUAUUAGAUCAGGGUAGAAACUUUCAAAAUGAUAAGAAGUAAAGAAAAUAAUAGUAGGAUGAAAACUAUCGGAAAAGGAGUGGAAUAUAAUAAAAAGGAGGGACAAAAUUAUUUGGGUAAUAAUAAAAUAUGAGAAUAAAAACUGAAAACUUGGUUAUUUCAUUUUUCACAUCAAUUUUGAGGUUAUGUGAAUAAAGUGUAGAUUUUUUUAUUAUCUACAACAUUGUCAUUAAAGUUUUUUUCAUGGAUCUCAAGAUAAACCUUUUUUUGGCCUUAAAAGUCACCCUUUUUCCCGUACCGACCUCAGUUCGCCCGUAAAUUAUUUUUCCUUUCGUUUUUAUUACAUUCUCCUCUUUUUUCCAAUGCGUUUCAUACUAUUAUUAUUUUUUUUUUGGUUUCAAAAAUUAUCGACCCUGGUCUAUAUAUCAAAUUUGAUAACAAUAAACACGUUAAUGAUCAAUAUAAACUCUUCGGGCUUUAGAUAUCAAAUUUUUACAAAUGUCAUUUCUUAAUUCCAAUACUAUUUAAUAUUUAAACUCAUCCAAAUACAAAAUUAUUUUUAUUUUUGGGUAAUUUUCAUCAACUACUGCUUAAAAUUAAUUGACAUUAACUGUUACAAUCUCUUCUUUCUAUGGGUGUACUCUACGGAUAUAAAUCUUCUUCUGUGUAGUUUCUGGUGUGUUCUUCAAGCCCAAAUGUAAUUGAUUGAAAAUGACUGUAAUUAGAAUAAUAUCCUCUCCUCUCCUUGGAAGGACUUUUCUCCUAAAGUAAUAAUAUUUUGAUGAGAUCUUGUAAAGGAGUUCCAUCUAUAUAAAGAAGGAUGAGAGGUUUCAAAAAGUAGUUUCAUCGAUACAUUUGACAAAACGAAAGGUGAAAAUUUGUACUCGAAGCCAUUACCGUGUUUGAUGUUAUCAAAAAAUUCAAUUAUAUUGUGCCAUAUAAGAUUAUUGUGAGAAAUUAAACUGGCAUAUUGUUUUUAGUA
This is a messenger RNA of Diorhabda carinulata, 4179 nucleotides long. It is a transcript of the gene Usp12-46, whose product is annotated as ubiquitin carboxyl-terminal hydrolase 46. The transcript is spliced from 8 exons. Gene Ontology annotation, cellular component: nucleus; cytosol. NCBI's taxonomy places the organism in Eukaryota, Metazoa, Arthropoda, Insecta, Coleoptera, Chrysomelidae. Gene Ontology annotation, biological process: protein deubiquitination. The record is from RefSeq and is a predicted model, not a curated record. The coding region runs from base 154 to 1233 and encodes 359 amino acids. Gene Ontology annotation, molecular function: cysteine-type endopeptidase activity; cysteine-type deubiquitinase activity.